AUGAUUUGUUCAAAAUGCCACUGUGAUUUUUGUUAUAAUUGUGGAAAACGAAGAUUUGCAUUCAAAUUUUUAGGUUCACAUGAAAGUCGAUUAUCUCCUUUUGGAUGUAAAUAUAAUUUCUAUCCAGAUAAACCAGCUAUUCGUUAUACAGUUCGUGGAUUAGUUGCUGGUGCUGCAACAUUAGCAGCUCCAGUAGCAGCUGUUGGUGCUGUGGCAUUAUUAGCAGUUGGAACGACUAUUGGUGCACCUACUUAUGGAACAUAUCGAUUAGUUAAACAUAUACGUAAUAAACGACGUGCUCGUCGUUUUCAAGGUCGAACAGUAUCAUCAACAUCAGAUAUAAAUGACAAUGUUUCAACUAACAUAGAAGAUGAUGAUGAUAUCCUUCGAGCGAUGGAAGCAAGUUUAGAAACACAUAGAGAAGAAGAAGCAAAACGAAAUGGAAUUAAAUUACAUGUAGCUGAUAGUGAUGAUGACAGUUUUGAUGAUUAA
This is a messenger RNA of Adineta steineri, 492 nucleotides long. The record is from the annotation of a GenBank genome assembly. Lineage: Eukaryota; Metazoa; Rotifera; Eurotatoria; Adinetida; Adinetidae.